Molecule: messenger RNA, 3653 nt
Organism: Phalaenopsis equestris
Lineage: Eukaryota; Viridiplantae; Streptophyta; Magnoliopsida; Asparagales; Orchidaceae
Product: pre-mRNA-splicing factor ATP-dependent RNA helicase DEAH7-like
Biological process (GO): mRNA splicing, via spliceosome
Cellular component (GO): intracellular anatomical structure; spliceosomal complex
Molecular function (GO): ATP binding; RNA binding
Source: RefSeq, a predicted model, not a curated record
AUGUGUUGAAGAAUUUAAAGUUCCUUCAGAAAGAACCAUAUCAGCAGUUGCAUCAUUGGAUGAGGAUGAGAAGUUUGGUUCCUAUGGAUCAGAGGAUUUUGGAAGUAAAUCUUCCUUCGGUGUACAUUCCCAUGCUUCCCGUCGCUACCAUGCAUCUGAGUUGACUAAUGAAGUUACAGGAGGCUAUGCAUCUCGCACGGAGGUCUCGAUAGAAUCUGCAAGUCGAGAGGCAUCCGCUAUGAGAAGUUCCCAUAGUUUUCACAGUCCUGGUCAUAUGUACCAUGAGCGAGUGGAUGAACGAAGAAGUAAUGAUGGUAGAGGAUGUCGCCAAGAAAGAGCGGACAACAGGAGAUCUACAAGCGAGAAGUAUGCAUUUGAUAGUGAAAAGAAACGUAGACGACAUGGACAUCCUCCAAGCACGCCAGGUGGAUUUGCUUGGGAUUAUGAAAGACAUGAAUGGGAGAAUACACCUACUAGAGAAAAUAGAGAUAGGUAUUCCGUCUCUCAUCGGUCACGUUAUGCAUCACGAUUUCCAAUGCUAGCUGGUGCUUCGCCGGAUGCACAUUUGGUUUCCCCUUACUUGGGUGGUCAAACACCUCGGUUUGCAGGCGUGACCUCACCAUGGGAUUCUGUUGCACCUUCACCAGAGCCCAUACGGACCAAUGGCAGGCCCUCUAGAAGAUCUUCAGGCUCUUGCGAAGUUGAAAGGUCACAUCAGCUCACCUUUUCAGUUGCAUCAAAUUCAGAGGUUAAUGAUAAUGAAAGAAGUUCUUUAGCUACAGACCAAAGUUAUGAGAUGACAGAGGAGAUGUUGUACGAGAUGGAUUACAAUGCUGAUCGUGAAUGGUAUGACAGGGAAGAACAUGACACAAUGUUUGAUUCUUAUAACUCGUCAUUAUUCCAGGGAGAUGAUACUUUUCAAAAGAAAGAGGCGGAGUUGGCAAAAAAAGUGACUCGAAAGGAUGGGAGUUUGAUGCCUUUAGCACAGAGUAGAAAGCUGUCACAGUUGACUGCUGAUAAUGCUCAGUGGGAGGACCGCCAGCUUUUGCGUUCUGGAGCCGUAAGAGGAACCGAAGUUCUGAUGGAGUUUAAUGAUGAGGAUGAGAGAAAGGUUAUCCUUCUUGUUCAUGAUACAAAGCCUCCCUUUCUUGAUGGUAGGGUAGUUUAUACAAAGCAGGCAGAGCCUGUAAUGCCUAUCAAAGAUCCUACAUCAGAUAUGGCUAUCAUCUCGCGCAAAGGAUCUUCUUUGGUGAGAGAGAUACACGAGAAGCAGAGCAUGAACAAAUCACGGCAACGAAUUUGGGAGUUGGCUGGCUCAAAACUCGGUGAUAUUCUUGGAGUUCAGAAAACUGCUGAGCAGGUGGAUGCAGAUACUGCUGUUGUUGGAGAACAUGGUGAAGUUGACUUCAAAGAGGAGGCAAAAUUUUCUCAGCAUUUAAAGGAGAAAAGUGUAGCAGUGAGUGAUUUUGCCAAGUCAAAAUCAAUUUCUCAACAGAGGCAAUAUCUUCCUAUAUAUUCUGUUCGUGAGGAACUGUUGCAGGUUAUACGAGAAAAUCAGGUGGUCAUUGUUGUUGGUGAAACUGGUUCAGGGAAAACAACACAACUAACACAGUAUUUACAUGAAGAUGGCUAUACUACGAACGGAAUUGUUGGGUGUACACAACCCAGGCGUGUAGCUGCCAUGAGUGUUGCAAAACGAGUUAGUGAAGAGAUGGAGACGGAAUUAGGGAAUAAAGUAGGGUAUGCUAUUCGAUUUGAGUAUGUCACUAGUCCAAACACAGUCAUAAAGUACAUGACGGAUGGAGUGCUUCUAUGGGAAUCUUUGAAAGAUUCUGAUCUUGACAAAUACCAUGUUAUAGUAAUGGAUGAAGCACACGAGAGGUCCCUUAGCACAGAUGUCUUGUUCGGCAUAUUGAAAAAGGUAGUUGCUCAGAGAUGGGACUUAAAGCUCAUAGUGACAUCUGCCACGUUGAAUGCCCAAAAGUUCUCCAACUUCUUCGGAAGUGUUCCUAUAUUCCACAUUCCUGGAAGAACGUUCCCCGUUAACAUCCUCUACAGUAAAACUCCAUGUGAAGAUUAUGUUGAGGCUGCUGUGAAGCAGGCCAUGACUAUCCACAUAGCUAGUCCUCCAGGCGACAUCCUCAUCUUCAUGACCGGACAAGACGAAAUUGAAGCAACCUGUUAUGCUCUCGCCGAGCGAAUGGAACAACUAACGACAUCCACUGCGAAGGCAGUUCCCAGGCUAUCCAUUCUACCCAUCUAUUCCCAGCUGCCUGCAGACCUGCAAGCGAAGAUUUUUCAGAAGGCUGAAGAUGGUGCAAGGAAAUGCAUUGUUGCCACCAACAUUGCAGAGACCUCGCUAACUGUGGAUGGGAUCUUUUAUGUUAUAGACACAGGCUACGGGAAGAUUAAAGUUUACAACCCGAGGAUGGGCAUGGAUGCUCUCCAAGUUUUUCCAGUGAGCCGAGCUGCUGCAGACCAACGGGCAGGGAGAGCAGGAAGAACUGGCCCGGGAACAUGCUAUCGCUUAUACACAGAAUCUGCGUACCAGAAUGAGAUGUUAGCCACCCCUGUGCCUGAGAUCCAGCGAACCAACCUUGGUAAUGUGGUGCUACUGCUCAAGUCCCUGAAAGUAGAGAACUUGUUGGAUUUUGACUUCAUGGAUCCGCCUCCACAGGAGAACAUCCUCAAUUCCAUGUACCAGCUCUGGGUUUUGGGCGCUUUGAACAAUGUUGGAGGACUCACGGAAAUAGGUUGGAAAAUGGUGGAGUUCCCUUUGGAUCCACCUCUAGCAUUCUUCAGGCCCAAGGAUAGGGCUGAGGAAAGCGAUGCUGCAAGGGAGAAAUUUUUCGUUGCGGAGUCCGAUCACCUCACGCUUCUCAACGUCUAUUUGCAAUGGAAGGCAAACCAGUAUCGAGGAGACUGGUGCAACGAUCACUUUCUACAGGUGAAGGGUCUUCGGAAAGCGAGGGAAGUAAGAUCCCAACUGCUCGACAUACUAAAAACACUAAAGAUUCCGCUCACUUCUUGUGGGAUGGAUUGGGAUGUGGUGAGGAAGGCAAUCUGUUCCGCAUAUUUUCAUAACUCCGCGAGAUUGAAAGGUGUUGGGGAGUAUGUCAAUUGUAGAAAUGGCAUGCCUUGCCAUCUUCAUCCGAGUAGCGCUCUAUACGGGCUUGGAUACUCGCCGGAUUAUGUGGUUUAUCAUGAACUGAUUCUGACAACCAAGGAAUUCAUGCAAUGUGCUACUGCAGUAGAGCCACAAUGGCUUGCAGAGUUAGGACCAAUGUUCUUUUCUAUUAAGGAGUCUGAUACUUCAAUGCUUGAGCAUAAGAAGAGGAAAAGGGAAGAGAAGACUGCAAUGGAGGCUGAGAUGGAGAAUCUGCGAAAGGAUCAGGCGGAGUUUCAGAGAGUGAGCAAGGAGAAAGAGAGAGAGAAGAGGACUAAGCAGCAGCAGCAGGUGGUAAUGCCUGGUCUUAGGAAGGGUUCUUCAACAUAUCUCAGACCCAAAAAGUUUGGAUUGUAAUUUUACCAAUAUUUCAUGUACAAAAUUGAUAUUUAAAUAUUUUUUAACAAGAGAUGAAUUGAUGUAACGGUUAUGUAUUUUGGAUGUAAAGCUUGUUAAGAUAAGCCCCAUACUUCUAGUUAUUAAAAAU